Manihot esculenta (cassava) is the source of this 2670-nucleotide messenger RNA. RefSeq names its product oligopeptide transporter 7. The coding region runs from base 182 to 2431 and encodes 749 amino acids. The transcript has 6 exons. NCBI's taxonomy places the organism in Eukaryota, Viridiplantae, Streptophyta, Magnoliopsida, Malpighiales, Euphorbiaceae. Gene Ontology annotation, molecular function: oligopeptide transmembrane transporter activity. The record is from RefSeq and is a predicted model, not a curated record. Gene Ontology annotation, biological process: transmembrane transport.
AUUGCACAUGAGAAAUUUCUUUACUUUUUUGGCGAUAUUUGUACCUGACCAGAAUUUGAAUCAGGAUUCACGAAUCAUUGGCGUCGGUCAACUUUUUCACCACCAUUGUCCUCUGCCGCUCUAGCUAAAAACCCAAAAUUUAAAAUUUAUCUUCGCAUCAGAGAAGAGGAGCCAGAAAUUAAUGGAGGUGGAGGAGGGGGACGAGAUUACGGCGGAUACUCACCAUAUCACAACUCCUUUGUUUCAGAAGGAUCAAACCUCCUAUGUCCCCGAUGAGGACGAGAAUUCUCCGAUUGAGCAAGUCGCGCUCACGGUCCCCGUCACCGACGACCCUAAUCUCCCAACCGUCACUUUCCGGACGUGGACUCUGGGGACUCUCGCCUGCAUCCUCCUUUCUUUCCUCAACCAGUUCUUCUGGUACCGCCGAGAACCUCUGACCAUCACUGCCAUUUCAGCUCAGAUCGCGGUGGUUCCUCUCGGCCAUCUAAUGGCUUCAACAAUCACCAAUAAGGUCUUCUUCAAGGGAACAAAGUGGGAGUUCAGUUUCAAUCCGGGCCCGUUUAAUGUCAAGGAGCACGUGCUAAUCACUAUCUUUUCUAAUUCUGGCGCUGGCAACGUAUAUGCUAUUCACAUCGUUAGCGUCAUCAAGCUCUUCUACAGGAAGGAGCUGAGCUUUUUGGUGGCCUUGCUAGUGGUUAUAACGACGCAGGUGCUGGGUUUUGGCUGGGCUGGAGUGUUCCGGCGGUACUUGGUGGAACCUGCUGCUAUGUGGUGGCCCGAGAAUCUGGUUCAGGUUUCUCUGUUCAGGGCGUUACAUGAAAGAGAGGAGAGGCGCAAGGGUGGAUUAACACGGAAUCAGUUUUUCCUGGUUGCCUUCAUUUGCAGCUUUGCUUAUUAUGUGUUUCCAGGCUACCUCUUCCCAAAGUUGAGUUCUAUAUCUUGGAUCUGUUGGGUAUUCCCUUCUUCCAUUCUUGCCCAACAGCUUGGUUCAGGACUCCGGGGUCUUGGAGUUGGCUCUUUUGGAUUUGAUUGGGCCAGUGUAUCCUCUUACCUAGGGAGCCCGUUGGCUAGUCCAUGGUUUGCAACUGCGAAUCUAGCUGUUGGUUUUGCCCUUUUUAUGUAUGUUGUUACCCCAAUUGCGUAUUGGCUCAAUGUUUACAAGGCUAAGACGUUUCCCAUAUCCUCAGAUGGCCUGUUCACAUCCGCUGGCGAAAAAUACAAUAUCUCAGCUAUUAUAGACCAAAAUUUCCACAUUGAUAUGGAUGCCUAUGAGCGCGAGGGCCCUCUCUAUCUCAGUACCCUGUUUGCGAUGAUUUAUGGUCUAAAUUUUGCGUGCCUCGCAGCCACUGUUGUUCAUGUUUUCCUCUUUCAUGGAAGAGACAUAUGGCAACUAAGCAAGUCUGCCUUCCAAGAGAAGAAAAUGGAUGUGCACACAAAACUCAUGAGAAAAUAUAAGCGAGUCCCUGAAUGGUGGUUCUUGUGCAUCUUAGUCUUGAACAUAGUGGCAACGAUAUGUACUUGUGAAUAUUAUAUUGAUCAACUCCAAUUACCAUGGUGGGGUGUCUUUCUAGCGUGUGGCCUUGCCCUCUUUUUCACCCUCCCCGUUGGAGUCAUCAAAGCCACGACAAAUCAGACACCAGGCUUAAAUGUAAUAACAGAAUAUAUCAUUGGGUAUUUGUACCCUGGAUUUCCGGUUGCUAAUAUAUGCUUUAAAGUCUAUGGGUACAUCAGUAUGAAACAAGGGAUCUCCUUUUUGCAAGAUUUCAAGCUCGGUCAUUAUAUGAAGAUUCCUCCUAGGGCCAUGUUUAUGGCACAGGUGGUUGGUACUAUAAUAGCAGCAGUUGUUCAUUUAGUAACAGCAUGGUGGCUCAUGGACACCAUCCCCAAUUUAUGUGACCGUGCAUUGCUUCCAGCCGGGAGCCCAUGGACCUGUCCAGGUGACCAUGUCUUCUAUGAUGCGUCUGUCAUCUGGGGACUUAUCGGCCCUCGCAGAAUUUUUGGAGAUCUUGGUCAUUACUCUGCCAUGAACUGGUCAUUUUUGGCUGGUGCAAUUGCUCCCCUUUUAGUUUGGAUUGCACAGAAGGCCUUCCCUAACGAGCAUUGGAUUAGAUUCAUCUCUAUACCAGUAAUCUUAGCUUCUACACUCGAGAUGCUGCCAGCUACUUCAGUCAACUACAUUACCUGGAUUCUUAUUGGAUUUGCCUCGGGCUUUGUUGCUUACAGAUACUAUCGUGACUGGUGGAGCCGCCACAACUAUAUUCUGUCCGGAGCACUUGAUUCGGGACUAGCCUUUAUGGCAGUGUUACUGUACUUGUGCUUAGGGAUGCAGCAUGUUAGCCUUGACUGGUGGGGAAAUGAUUCAGACGGAUGCCCACUAGCUUCUUGCCCAACUGCCCCAGGAGUCGUAGUUAAAGGUUGCCCAGCCCUUUGAGUGCAAUGGAUAGGAAUAUUAUCCACAGGAGAAAGAGAUCAAAAGAAGUGUUUGCAUCAAGCCGUUUGCUUACAGAUGUGUUUUCUCUAAAUGCUUUCCUCCUGCUCAAAUUUCAUAAGGAUCACACAGAACUUUCAUUGUAAAUGUAUUCAUAGUUUCUCAAUGAGUAGUAUUUGCUAUUCUGUAAAGUUUAUCAAUUUGACAUCAAUGAAGGGCUACAAUUUUUUUUUUCUUUUAAA